AUGCGUGUGCUCUUUUGGAAUGUCAAUGGGGUGGCGAAGGUGGAGGCUGGUUUGAAAUUACGUGAUUUAGUUUAUGAAUAUAAGCCAGUUGUUCUUUGUAUAGCUGAGCCGAAGAUUCAUUACUCUGAUAGUGUUAUGCUAAGGUUAUAUUUAAUUAGUUUUACUAAAACCGCAAUUCAUAAUUCGACAAGCUCCUUGGGUAAUUUUUGGAUUCUUUGGAGUGAGGAAAUUGAAGAGCCAGUGGUGAUUAAUAUGACUAGACAGGCCAUUACGGUGAAAACGGAGGGGGUUAUGAUCUCUUUUGUUCAUGCUAGUUAUAUUCAGGUUUUUAGGUGGAGACUUUGGAGUCAACUUGCUGCGGUUGAUUCUAUAACUCCUUGGUUGAUUAUGGGAGACUUUAACUGUGUUCUUCGUAAUGAUGAGAAGAAAGGAGGUAGAGAACCUCGUACUUCUUGUAUUAGUGAAUUUAGUGAUUGGAUGGAGGAGAAUAAUCUUUUUGAAGCGGACUCUUUGGGUUCUAAGUUCACUUGGACUAAUGGUCAAUCGGGUGGGGGAAGAAUUCUUAGCAAUUUGGAUCGUGCUAUUAUUAAUGAACCUUGGUUAGCGAAGUUUUUGAAUUGGCGGUGUAAAGCUCUUCCUAGGGAAGUUUCCGACCAUUCAACCCUUAUUGGGUAUCCUUUUGUUUCUCCGAGGCCAAGGCGUGCUCCUUUCAGAAUUCAGAAGAUGUGGUUUAUGCAUCCUGAUUUUUUGAGAAUGGUUGAGGCUUCUUGGAAUGCUCCGGUGUAUGGUAAUCCUGAUUUUAUCUUUCCUUUCAAAUUGAAGCGUUUGAAAGAGGUUAUGAAGUUGUGGAAUCAGCAGGUGUUUGGCAAUGUUAAUGCACGACUCAAACAGGCGCAACUUAAGUUUGAAGUGGAAAGUCGUAAUUCUGAUGAGGACACCUUUAAGUCUUCUAAAUUGAAUGUCAUGAAGGAUGCCUUAGUGGAUGUUCAAGAUGUUCAAAUGCAACAUCAUAUUAUGCUCAAACAAAAAUCUCGAAACAAGUGGUUAUUGGAGGGUUCUAGUAAUACUUCUUAUUUCCACAGUACUAUAAACAUUCGUAGGAGUACCAAUACCAUUUCGGAGUUGGUGACUGAGGAGGGUACAACUAUUACUGAGACGGAUCAACUAAGGAAUCAUGAGAGUCAGAUGUUAGAUGAUGUUCCUUCUAUAGAGGAAAUCCAUGAUGCGGUUUUUGAUUUGGGGGCGGAUAGUGCACCGGGUCCGGAUGGUUUUUCAAGGGUAAGAGGUGCUGAUAGUCUAAGGAAGUUUAGACCUAUUGGUUUAAGUAAUUUCUUCUUCAAGAUUUUUACUAAAAUUCUAGCUACUAGACUUGGUAAGGUCUUGGGUAGGCUGGUCUCGGAGGAGCAGGUUGCUUUCAUGAAAGGAAGGAAUAUUCAUGAGAACAUUACUCGGGCUUCGGAGUUGGUUAAUGAGUUGCACAUUAAAAGGAAAGAUGGUAAUUUGGGUCUUAAGCUGGAUAUUUCGCAAGCUUUUGAUACUAUUAGUUGGCCUUUUGUUAUGAAGGGAAAUAUGAAAAGUUUGACAAAUUUGGUGAAGUUGUUGGAUGCGUAUCAACGAGCUUCGGUCCAGCGUGUUUGUAGGGAAAAGAGCAAAAUAUAUUAUGGUGGAGGGUCUUUAAAUAGGCGCCAAUAUAUUGCGGAUUACUUAGGCAUGGAGAUUACAUAUUUUCCUGAUCGUUGCUUAGGAGUUAAGGUGAUGUCGGGUGUGGUGAAAUAUGCUCAUAUCAGCAAUGUGGUGUACAAACUUAAGGACCAACUUUCGGUCUUAAAAGGUAAAAUGCUUUCCUUCCAGGAUAGAGUGGUUCUUAUUAAAACUGUUCUUUCCAAUUACUCUAUACACAACAUGGCUGUCCCGGUGAAGGAAGGGGGUCUUAGUCUCACUAGUUUAAGGACUAUGAACAAGGCUUUGCUCAUGAAACUAUGGUGGAAUGUAAAAACUUCUAACAAGAAGUGGGCGCGGUAUUUGAAGACAAAUUAUACGUACAUGGAUGGACGAAUUAAAUUGGCAGGUGUUAAGUCGACUAUUUUUCCUAGUAUUCGUUGGGUUCACCAGGUUGUUGAUCGAAAUACCAAGUCUUUGAUUGGUGAUGGGAGAACAACCUCGCUGUAUUAUGAUGUUUGGUAUGGAACUGUAGCUUUGGCUGAAGUUUUAAACCGAACUGACCUGGAUAUGAAUGCCAGGGUUAGUGAUAUUAUUGUGCAGGGUGCUUGGCAGCUGCAAGGAGUGCAUUUGAAUACUCUUUCUAGUGCAGGUUUUAUGCUUGAUCGGUUACCAAGUUUGCGUGUUGGCUGUGACAAGAAAAUUUGGAUGCCAGACUUGAAGGGAGACUUUUCAGUCAGGUCAGCUAGGGAACUCAUUAGGACAAAGUAUCCUAUUAUGGAGGAAGCUAAGCUUCUAUGGAAGAAGGUUAUGCACCCGUCGCUGGCUGCUCAGAACUGGAAGUUUAUACGUGGUGCUUGUGCAACAUUGGACAAAGUCCGAAGUAGAUUCAAGAUUGCUUUAGCGUCAAAAUGCAGAGUGUGUCAAAAUGCUGAAGAGUCUCUUGAGCAUGUGCUGUGGAGUUGUAGUUUCGCAACAAGGGAUUGGAACUGGAUGGAAGGUAUUUUCGGCAUUAAAACCCAUUAUAAUUUGCUUGUUUCUUACAAAAAUGCUACUCAGCGAAGUGGUAUUGUUCAAGAUCUUUGGCUGGUGGCCAAUUUGGUGGUGCGAUCUGAGCUAUGGUUCACUAGGAAUAAGAAAGUUUAUGAGAAGAAAACUCCCUGCUGGUCUUUAUUCCAAAAACGUGUGUUCAAUUUGGUUCAUGAGUAUUCGGUGAGAACGAAAAACUUCAUGCAUAAUUCACUGGAAGAUCUGAAGCUUCUUGAUUUCUUCCGUGUUAGACAUAAAAAGGUGAAACAUGCAAUUCCUAAGGAGUGUUAUUGGGAGCCGCCAAAUCAAAAUGAGCUUUUGUUGUGUACUGAUGGGACUCAAGGGGCAAUCCAGGGGUGGCGGGAGCUGGUUAGACAUAUAAAGGUGAAACACGCAAUUCCUAAGGAGUGUUAUUGGGAGCCGCCAAAUCAAAAUGAGCUUUUGUUGUGUACUGAUGGGCCUCAAGGGGUAAUCCAGGGGUGGCGGGGGCUGGUGUGGUAG
Molecule: messenger RNA, 3189 nt
Organism: Papaver somniferum (opium poppy)
Lineage: Eukaryota; Viridiplantae; Streptophyta; Magnoliopsida; Ranunculales; Papaveraceae
Exons: 5
Coding region: 1-3189 (1062 amino acids)
Molecular function (GO): catalytic activity
Source: RefSeq, a predicted model, not a curated record